AAAUUCUUCCUGUUUAUAUUUUGACAAAAUCAUGUGAUCAAUUUAUAGGCUCUCCUUCCAACACAUUUUUGCCUUCUUGAAUAUGUCAAAGUAUCAUUAAAAUUUUCGAAGAAAUUCGAUUUAAGCUUCAAGGAAAUUUGUCAUGAACAAUAUUAAGGCAUUUACUAAUAGGUCCUUUUUAUUGACCUUCGGAAAACCACCAGUGGCAGAACCGUGUCUACCACUUAGCAAAAUAGGCAAGGUCUAGGAUUAUUGAGGAUUAAUUUUUUCUUUAUCGAUUCACUGGAUUCCAGUGGUCCCAUAAAAAGGCGUACAGCAGUAAAAUAAGACCAUGGGAACGGCUUCAAUUGAUCUACGAACAGUGGAUACCAGUGAAAGGCAAGUCCUGUUGGGUGGAAGUUCUCAGGGCACGGGAUCCUCAAGCAAAACUCCACCAACGGACGAAUCAAAAGUCGUCGGAAAAUUCGAAGAUCGUCUUCGGAGUGCGAUGCGACAGACCUCGGCCAAAGGUCAUGAGACAAGUGGUAUACGAUUUCAAGAGGAAAGUCAGGGAUUGAGAUUUCCAUAUCAGAAAGGGAAGAGGAACGAGAAGAAAUCAGCGGGUUGCAAACGCAGGGUCACAUUUGCUAUUUGAAGCUUAAUUAAUCAGUUAUUUAAUUAGACAGGGAUCAGGGUGGAGUAGCCUCUUCGUCAUACUGGAAUUCUAAAGUUUUAAGACUUUAAAGUUCCAAAAUUUCUAAAUUCCAUAGUUUCAAUGAUAUAAAAAUUUCAAAUUUCUAAAACUCUAAGGCUAGGAUCCUCUCAUCAAAUCUUAUGGCCCAUCCAAUAAAUAAUCUCUCUUCAGAAAGGAAAUAAAAAUAAAAAUUGUUUAACGCGAAUGAUCUUUAAAUAAAAAUAAAAAUAAAA
Molecule: messenger RNA, 906 nt
Organism: Osmia lignaria (orchard mason bee)
Lineage: Eukaryota; Metazoa; Arthropoda; Insecta; Hymenoptera; Megachilidae
Source: RefSeq, a predicted model, not a curated record